UCUCUACAAAGUUUGGCCUCCUCGUUCACUCCAUUCGUUGUUGACCCCACUGGUUGCUUCGUCGAGGCGGGGUGGUGGCCCGAGCUCCUCCGCGCGUUUGUACCAUGUUGGACGGCUUCGAAUUUUCUAUUAUUUCCUUGUUUUCGCGCACCUUUGGGAACGCGCAGACAUGUCUAUGAUUGACGUCCUCGACCUUCCACAACUCUACACAAAACCAUCCGCGCAGUCACUCCUCGACACUCUCGCGCUGCUCACGUAUACGCCACGUUCUUGGGACGCCAACCAUACCGAUUUAAAUAAGGAGGGGUCUCACCAUGGGAGUUCACCCGAUCCUCCUGUCUCUGUAAACCCCGAAGGAGUCGCUCGAUAUCUUACCAGCAUUGUGAGCAACAGCCUACAAUGGAUCACAGACGACGAUGCGCGAGAAGAAAUCUGGAAUCAAGCAAGUCUUCGUCUGAGCGAACGCUCAGGUCGGACUGCAAUGGGUUCCAUGUCUCGUAAAUUCCGCAUUCCUACAGCCGAUAGCUCCUUUGAGCUCAGCAUCCACGAGCCAGCAUUGACUGGUGAUGAUCUAGGUCUGAAGACUUGGGCAGCUUCCUACCUCCUAGCGAAAAGAUUAAGGACCUUCAAUCUUGUGCAACCAGGCAACGACAAGCCCAAUGUUUUGGAACUCGGAUCAGGCACCGGGCUCGUUGGCCUCGCAAUGGCGGCUUUAGGCGCAAAUGUUGUGUUGACCGACCUCCCCAGCAUUGCUCCCAAUCUGGCACGUAAUGCACAGGACAAUUCAGAAAUUGUGAACCACAACGGCGGGUCGACGCGGACUGGCGUACUCGAUUGGAAUAAUCCCGCAUCCUGUCAGCUGGUUUGCGAUAACGAUGUCGACGAAGCGUUGACGAGAAAAUUUCCUUUCAUUCUCGCAGCGGAUUCUCUAUACUCUUCCGAACAUCCGCGCAUGCUCGUGGGCGCGGUACAACAAUGGCUAUCCGAAGAUAUUGAAGCCAAAGUGAUUGUGGAAUUUCCAUACCGAGAAGCCUAUUUACCCGAAAUCAAAGACUUUCGCGAGCGCAUGUCUCAAGCUGGACUCUUCAUACUGGACGAAGGUGAGGAGAAAGGCUACGACGACUGGGGCGGGUCUGCUGCAGGCGAGGAGGAGAACGAGGAUGCACUCGUGACGUGUUGGUGGGCUUGUUGGGGACGACAAGCAUAA
Messenger RNA from Periconia digitata, 1207 nucleotides. The record is from the annotation of a GenBank genome assembly. Lineage: Eukaryota; Fungi; Ascomycota; Dothideomycetes; Pleosporales; Periconiaceae.